CGGCCAACGAUCGAAGCGGCGUGAAAGGAAAGCAGGAGUUGCCUCAGGAAGGAGUCACGAAGGAGUUUCUGCCGAUAAGACCGAGCAAGAAUCCCCUAGAAAGAACCGAAGACAGUGGCGGAUACGCUACGCUAGCGGUCGAGUGUCCAGGGUGCGACUUUCCGACGAUCCAGGCGCACCACGAUGGCGGAGGUGGCGACCAAGAAGUCGAUCAACGUCGUAAGUAGCAAAAAGAGCGAGGUGUGUAGUGUUCAAUCUAACAACGGUUUGAUCCAGUUGGAUAACUUAACCGCGAGUAACAAGCAACUAAUCUCGUUGUGUGACAACAACGACGACGAGGACGACCUAAUCCUGACUAACAACACGCGUAACGAGUUGGACACCGACGACAAGAGUCUUCAGGAAUUAAUCGAGAGCGAGCUAGCCUUGAGAAUUUGCUCCAGCACCGAAGAGGAGGCCGGUAUCGAGUCUGACGAGCAACAAGAAACGAUGAACGAGCCAGAAGCGGUCAAGAGGAUCGUCUUGGAUAUACAUCAGGAGGAGGACGUCCUCGAUGUAAACGCGAAAUUCAUCGUGGCGGAAACGGAACAUUCCGCGUUGGUCGACAAGUCGUACAGUUAUCAAAAUGGUCACAUGUCACCGGAGACGAAAAUCUCGAAUUCUUCGUACGAGGAGAAGGUGAAGCCAGAACCGAUCACAGGUUUUCGGGACGAGGAGGAGGAGGAGCAGGAGCAGUCGGAAGUUGGUAGCGCGAUAUUGGUCGAAGAAACAACGACUCGUGAGAUCGAUCAGCUGGCGCGUGACACGUCCAACGAUGGCAAAUUCCCGCAGAACGAGGACGACGAAGACCCGCGUCCAAAUUAUCCCGUCCUUCGACCCACGGAGGUCACCGAGAGGCUAUCGGAAGUGACGACUACGAACCAGGAAUCGUUCGAGUCGUCUUACGAACACGAGCAAGACCAGGUAACCACAACCGUGUCUGCGAGUUACGCGGACAAGUACCAACAAGAGCAAGAGGUUCAGGGCAUGAUCUUCGAAUCUACGGAAACAGAUAUCGUGAAAGACGCUGUAACGAUGGAAGAGAACCGUUCGCGAAAGAGAGACGCGAUUGACACGUGGUCAGAGCAGAUGGUCGAUACGGAGGAUCGACAAACUGGUCAGUUUUCUGAUAAUUUCGAUCAGUCCUUGUGUCAGGAGGACGUAGGGCCUCGUACCACCGAAGAAUUCGCCAAAGAAACCGUACCGGAGAGUAAGAAACUAGCUGAUACUUUCGAGCUUGUAGACAGUGAGCGUGACAGGGAAAGGGAGGAGGUGAAAGAGUUCUCGGUGGACGAGGAGUCGAAGGUAUCGGCGAACGAUAAAUCUUCCUCCUCGAUGGAGGAGAAAAUUCCCGAAGAUGUCGAGGAACUAUCCGUUCCAGGGAAGCCGAUCGAGGAAUCGGAAGAAGAGGCCCGAGGCACGCCGACGAUGCAGUUCAGAAGCUUCGACGACGUAACGUUGAGCCACUCGGAAAGCUCGGCAGAUGCAGCUAGUACUCAGGAGUUCCUGGACACGGAACGUCGAGUGCUAAGCGAAGAAAAUUGCGACCAAUAUCUUUCAGAAGAUAUUCAGGCUCGCGAGACCCUGUCGACCGAAAAGAUCGAUCCUUCGAUUGGGAAUUUGCUGGAGGAAGAGGAGGACCAGGAGGAGGAGGAGGAGGAUGAGGGGCGAAUUAAGGAGGAAGAAACGAAAGAGGAAGCAAACGAUAACAUGGACGAGCAAAACGCGAUAACGGAAUCGUCCAGCGAACUGUCCGUAUCGGAGCCCACUUUCAUCGAGAAAACAGAAGUGGUGAUAUCCGAGAGCAGCGUGAAGAUAGUCUCCGAGACGCAGUGCCUCGAGAUCGACAACGACGCGGAACCAGUCAACGAGGAACAACUUCGAAACCACGAGCUCGAGUCACCGGCUCGCGCACCUCUUGCAACCCCCGACGACGAGACCAGCGACGUUUCUAACGUGGGUGACAGCGAAAGCCGAGAGGAAACGAUAACAACGAGCACGAGCGUGGUGACCUCGCCGGGCACGAAGGUUGGUACCAAGACGAAGAAGAAGAAGAUCGAGGGCGUCGCCGGUAACGAUGCUUCUCCGAAUCUCACUCCUCGCACAAAGAAGACCAAAAAGAGCAAGAAGAACGAGCUUGAAAAGGAGAACAUCUCUGUGAAUUCUAACUUGCAAGAGCCGAGCAUGCACCCCGGUCCCCGGCAGACGAACCCGGAAACCCUUGAUUUCUCCGACGAGGACGAUCUAUCGAACGUGAACGUGAAAUCUCUGACACAGAAUUAUGUAUCGGAGGCGACUCGAAACGAGCAAGAUCGAUGUACGAAGGAAAAGAUCGCGACUGGCGUGUCGAUCAAACAGUUGUGUCGUAGCUUUGGCGACAUCUCGAACAUGAGCGACGGCGAUCAGACUGCGUACGGGAAAACCAAUCACGCCAUGGACACCGAAGAGAAAGCAAGGUCGCUGGGUGAUCUGCGAGUAUGCGAGAAGGGUUACUCGAAGUUCACCAAAGACGCGCUAGUCUUCACCGGGGUGUCGGUCAAGGCCCUCAGGGCUUCCUACUGUAGUUUGGCAAACUUAACGAGCGAGGGUAAGGACACGGAUCGACCGAAGCUCGAGAAGUCGAGCUUCAAUAAAUUCGACGCCCUCAGCAAGAAGACGGUGCUGCAUGUGCGUUCGAUCGACGCGGGCAAAGUGCAACAGCAGCUGAACGCCGUGGGUCAAAACGGCGACACGAAUCCCAAUUGCCGUAGCUGCGGCAAGGUCGUCUUCCAAAUGGAACAGACAAAGGCCGAGGGUCUAGUUUGGCACAAGAAUUGCUUCCGGUGCGUGCAGUGUAGCAAGCAGCUUAACGUGGACAAUUACGAGAGCCACGAGAGCACGCUUUACUGUAAGCCACACUUCAAGGAACUCUUCCAACCGAAACCGGUUGAAGAGUCCGACGAGCCUGUGCGACCUCGAAAGCCGGAGCUGAUCAUACGGGAGAACGAGCCGAAAGAGCUGCCGCCUGAUGUGGUCAGAGCCUCAGACAAACCGGACCUGGGUCUCGAGGAGUUGUCGAGCCUGAACGUGAAGUCCCGGUUUCAAGUGUUCGAGAAGGCCGGCACGGAGACCAACGAGAUCGAAAGGUCGCCGUCGCAGAUCGCUGUCAAGAGGUCUCCCAGUAUCUUAAGCAAGCUCGCCAAAUUCCAAGCCAAGGGCAUGGAUAUCGGAGUAGCGGACGAAUCUCUGAACGGAAUCCCUUACGAAGAGUCGAGCGAGAGCGAGGAGGAAGAAGAAGCGGAGGAAACGGAGGAGCUGGACAGCGAGAUCGUGAAGGCGAAACGCGCGACCCGCGAGCGUCCGAUCAGCUUCACAAAAAUGGACGACAUAAAGAAUCGCUGGGAGACGACCAGUCAGCAAGGGAGACGCGAAGUACAGCGGGAGGCGAGGAAGGAGGAGAUCGCUGGAAUUCGUUCGAGAUUGUUCAUGGGCAAACAGGGUAAAAUGAAGGAGAUGUAUCAGCAAGCGGUAGCCGGAAGCGAACGCGUGACGAAGAUCAAUGCGGCCGAGGAGAUCCAACACUCGACCCACGCUCGUUCCAUCAAAGAACGAUUCGAACGAGGCGAGCCCAUCGCUGCGUCCGACGACGAGACGGACAGCAAACCGAAACCGGAGAAGGCUGACGAGGAAGUGAUCGCAGCAGGGAUCAGCAGGAAGUCUCGGUCGCUGUUCCUCGAACUGGACGCCACGGCGGCGAAGACUGGGCGACCGGUGACUCCGGUGAAUCCGAAGACACCGGCCGAAGCCCCACGACGUGCCAGAGACGCAUUCAUGGGACGACAAGUCUCGGAUGACGUGGUGCGCAGCUCGGACACCACCGAGGAAGUUCAGGUGGAGACCUCGGACAUUUCGAAUAAAUUCAAAUUUUUCGAGUCCUACAAGGAACCGGAAAAACAACGCAAGCAGUUCCGAAUUACCCCUCCGCGCGAUGGUCAAGUUAAGAUGGACUCCCCGGAACGUGAGAUCUAUCGUGACCCGGACGUAGUCAGAGCUGAAGACAGGGUAAACGAAGUGGUGCACACGGACACCGCCAGAAAGAUGCUGUCGAUCUUCCGGCAAAUGGAAGAGAACGCGUGCAAGAAAGAGCUUCCAAAUGGACCCAAACCUUUGAAACGUUUCACACCACCACCAGAGGACAAAUACGCGAAACCAACAGCCUCGGACUCCGAAGAGGUAGAGGACGAAGAUGGCGACGAGUCCGAAGGUGAAGACAGCACCGAGGAAAGGGAUCCAAACUACGUACGAGCUUCCGACAAGGUAGAAGACGAGUUUCUGAAGCAAGCGCAGAACGCAGCCCGCGCAAAAACCUUGUGCGCGAAAUUCGAGCACUGGGAGGAAACGGACGGAAAGACGACGUCGAGUAAUCAACAUAUCGCGGAGAUGGAAAUUGCUCAAAACACCACCGGAGAACAGCAGAGCAUAGAGUCUGCCAGCAGUCUGAGAGCCCGUUUCGAGUCGCUCGGCUCGCAAACGAACGAGUCGCCGCGCACACCGAAGGUCAAAGUCAAUCGAUUCGUGGAGAUUCAAGCGAGCUGUACGGACGUGUGCGAGAGCUGCGAAAAGAAAGUGUACCCCCUAGAAAAAGUGGAGACAAAUAACAAAAUAUUUCACAAACAGUGCUUCCGGUGUCAGCAGUGCAAUUGCGUGCUAAGGAUGGACACGUUCACCUUAAAUAAUGGUAAACUCUACUGCAUCCCGCACUUCAAGCAGCUGUUCAUCACACGAGGAAACUACGACGAAGGUUUCGGCGUCGAUCCACACAAGAAUAAAUGGACGACCAGCUCGAGCAAUCCGACGAGUCCAUCGCCGAUCGCCGUGUCGAACGGCGAUCUUUGAUUUCUCGCGGAUUCUCGCGUGUUGUAAUUAAAAGAAGAAGGGAGAAAACGAUGAAACAAAAGCCCCCGGCGGCUAUACAACUGCUGUUUAUACGAACGAAGCAAGAUCCGAAUUGGUCGGGCAGCAGCAGAGAAAGAUCCAUGGAUACUUGAAUUUUCCAAAGACAACUGCCGCAUCCACUUGCGAGUCGAUCAAACAGACCGCGAAUCGUUUUUAGAUUCCUUUCGAAUUAUGUAACUAAUCGCGUCCUAAUCACGUUAUUAAUCGACAAGACUCGCGACGAAGAUUUCAUUUCGUCUAUCGUCCUCCCUAUUUCCUUGCUGUCAUUUUUAAGUAUUUUAUUUUUUAGACUUGUAGACACCCCUAUUUGCCAAUGCCCUAUUUUAAAUUCCGCUUAAAUAUUUGUUACAUUUAUUAAAAUUAUUAUUAUUAUUAUUAUUAUUAAUAUUAUUAUUAUUUUUUACUUGUAUAACUCUUGGUAUUAUUUUAUUAUAUAUGUUGUAUAAUACAGAAUUUCAUUGCGCUUUAUAAAA
Molecule: messenger RNA, 5447 nt
Organism: Bombus pascuorum
Lineage: Eukaryota; Metazoa; Arthropoda; Insecta; Hymenoptera; Apidae
Exons: 21
Coding region: 184-4914 (1576 amino acids)
Biological process (GO): actin filament bundle assembly
Cellular component (GO): plasma membrane; actin cytoskeleton
Molecular function (GO): actin filament binding
Source: RefSeq, a predicted model, not a curated record